Molecule: messenger RNA, 5192 nt
Organism: Polypterus senegalus (gray bichir)
Lineage: Eukaryota; Metazoa; Chordata; Cladistia; Polypteriformes; Polypteridae
Gene: blm
Product: BLM RecQ like helicase
Exons: 22
Coding region: 151-4578 (1475 amino acids)
Biological process (GO): DNA replication; telomere maintenance; double-strand break repair via homologous recombination
Cellular component (GO): cytoplasm; nucleus; chromosome
Molecular function (GO): 3'-5' DNA helicase activity; DNA binding; hydrolase activity, acting on acid anhydrides, in phosphorus-containing anhydrides
Source: RefSeq, a predicted model, not a curated record
ACGUGGGCGGAGCUUGUGUUUAUUAGCGCAAAAUUACAAAACACUCUCUAAGAGCAGAGCGGCAGCAACAAGACUGUUUAUGAAGAAAGUAUGAUUUGUGCAUGAAGAUGAGGAGCGAAUGCUGAACGUGUAAUUUGACAAGACGUAAGAAUGCCUGCCCUGCCACAAAACAAUCUCCAGAAACAACUGGAGCUGUAUUCGGCCAAAAAUGUGCAGAACAAACUGUCAUUAUCAAAGUCUAAGCCGGGGAGUUUCACUUUUAAAAAGACCAGCAGCUUAGUUAACUCUGACGUUGCCCUGCCCUCCAAGGUAACUAGCAAUGUUUUAUCAAACAGGACUGUCAAUAUUUUUCAGAACUGUAAUAUAGCUAAACCUUUGGCCUGUUUAACUAAGCCUAAAGGACAAGAAACAAAAAAAAACAGUUUUUUUGAAUUGGAAAGAAAUUCAUACCGACAGACUUCUACUCCUGUGUUACAAAUACAAGCUGCAAACAGGGCAAAGCACACAUCUCCAACUACAAAAGCUGUGCCUGCAAUAUGCAAAUCAAGCAUAGAGCACAAACGUGUAGACGCUCAGAGGAAAAAGGAAUUUGAUCAUUCCAUUGAUAAAAGUGCUGAUGACUGGGAUGAUUUUGAAGAUUUCACUACAUCGUUCAAGGAAAAGAGUAUUUCACCAAACUGCACACAUGAUUCCGGAUCAAAAUGCAGAACACCAAAUAAGGAAGUGGAGAAAAAUGGAGCAGUAAAUAAAGAGAGCAAUGGAAGUAAAUGGUGUGGCAAAGAAGAGUUCAUGAGAAAUGCUAAGUCUGAAAGUGAUAUUGGAUCUUUAGACAGUUCCUUGCCUGCUUUCAGUUCAAGUGCUUUAAAUGUUGAUGCACGAUCAAUAAAAACAGACCUAGAGAAGACUGAAUCACUACUACAUAUUAAGAAAAUUCAGUCUAAUCCAGAUGCACAUGUUGUUAUCAUCAGUGAAGACGAGAGCAAUGAACCUACAUGUAUCAAUGACAAAGAAGAUCCGUGCAAGCCAUGGAGUCCACUGGUUAUGUCAUAUUGUGCAAGUGAAGAAAACCAAGGUGGGGAGAAGGUAGAUGAGGAGGAUGAAGAUGUUGAUUUUAUUCCACCUUCUCCACAGUAUGAAACUGUCUCUACACCAUCAUUUUUGAGGAAGCCAAGUAGCACUGGGAGUCCUAUUUCUGGAGAGAAGAGCCAUGUGUUAACAAAUGAUUCAACCACCCUAGUAUCACCCAGGCUAAAAGUUGAUGACAUGGAAUUUGCACAAAAAAAAGAUGAACUGUUCAGAACAAUGGAAGACAUUUGCAGAUUGAUGGACUCAGUCCCAUUGCAUGAGUUGAGAAUGCUCUGCUGUGCUGACCAGCUUCUCAUUCUUAGAGAUCGUAGGCGAAGAAUUGUUUCUGAAUUGCCAGAUAUACAGUUAAACAUGAUGUCCAGGGAUACUGUUUCACCAGUAUGCAAGCUGGCUGGUACAAACCCUGGUACCAAAUCUGGGAAUAUAUCAUUUUCCUCACAUACUGCCCAGGGUAUAUCAACAAUCAAAACAGAUCAGCCUUCAACAAAAAUGUUUUCUUUCAAGAAGCCAUCUCCAUCUGCUGCACAUGGAGGCAGUUUUGUCAGUGAUCCUGAUCUGUGUGAAGCAAAAAAUAAUAAAAAUCUGCUUAAGACUUCAGAUAUUUCAUCGGUGCCAUAUGGCGUUUCACUUGCAGAAUUCACUGUAAAAAAUCAUGAACAGAAGAGCAUUCAUCCAGCUAGUAAACAGUGCAAAGCAUUUUCUUCUAAUGUAUCCAUUAUCAGUAAUAAGUCAUGCCUUGAAAUGGAAGAGCAGGAUUGCUGGUAUUCUCCUAAAACACAGGCAGAGAAAUACAGUUCCAGUUUGCAGAGUGAAUUAAAUAUCAGUAUAUACGAUACUGAAGAUGCAGAAUUUGCCAGUUUUAAUAAUGAGCAUGAUUUGUAUUUUGACAUUGAUGAUAUAAAUGAGGAAGACAGUGGAGAAAACUGUGACAACAUAAUAAAUGCUACCACUAGCACAACUGGUUCGGAUUCAGUCUUUAAGCCAAUGAAUGAAGCGAUGCACAGUAGUUCAUCCCUAAACAAAACCUCUGUUAAAACAAUAGCUGACUGGUCACCUGAACUGUCACAACUUUCCUCUGCCACCAAAUCAGUUGCUCCACCUAUGACCAAGAAGCUUUCUCCAGUGGCAGUAUCAAAAAAUCCUGUCCAUGAAAAAUUUAGAGGUUUUAAUUUUCCCCACUCUAAGGAAUUGAUGAAGAUUUUCCAUAAGCGCUUUGGCCUGCAUCAGUUCCGGACUAACCAACUUGAAGCUGUCAAUGCCACACUCCUAAAUGAGGAUACUUUUGUAUUAAUGCCCACUGGUGGAGGCAAAAGUCUUUGCUACCAGCUUCCUGCCUGUGUGUCACCUGGUGUCACUGUUGUAAUCUCACCACUCAGGUCUUUGAUUGUAGACCAAGUGCAGAAGUUGACCACACUGGAUAUACCAGCUAUAAGUUUAACUGGUGAUAAAAGUGAUACAGAAUCUGCACGUAUAUAUAUGCAGCUAUCUAAGAAGGAACCAAUUAUCAAAUUGCUAUACUGCACACCAGAGAAGGUGUGUGCUAGCAACAAGCUUAUAAGCACACUUCAGAAUCUGUAUGAUCGAAAUCUUCUCGCUCGAAUUGUCAUAGAUGAAGCUCAUUGUGUCAGUCAGUGGGGCCAUGAUUUCCGUCCAGAUUUUAAAAGACUCAAGGAACUGAGAGAGAAGUUUCCUAGAGUCCCAAUAAUGGCCCUCACAGCAACAGCCAACCCAAGGGUUCAGAAGGAUAUCCUUUGUCAACUAAAGAUGUCAAAGCCUCUUGUGUUUACUAUGAGCUUUAACAGACACAAUCUGAAAUAUACAGUACUACCAAAAAAACCAAAGAAAGUUGCAGAGGAGUGCAUCGAAUGGAUCAAAAAGUAUUACCCACGAGACUCUGGAAUCAUAUAUUGUUUGUCUCGAAAUGACUGUGACAGUUUGGCUGAAAGUUUACAGAGACAAGGUAUUGCAGCCUUAUCUUAUCAUGCUGGCCUUGGUGACAGCGAUCGGGAUUAUGUGCAACAGAAGUGGAUCAACCAGGAUGGAUGUCAGGUUAUGUGUGCCACUAUAGCAUUUGGAAUGGGAAUUGAUAAACCAGAUGUGAGAUAUGUGAUUCAUUCAAGCCUUCCAAAAUCUAUAGAAGGAUAUUACCAGGAAUCUGGCAGAGCUGGAAGAGAUGGGGAGAUAUCACACUGUGUCCUGUUUUAUUCUUAUCAUGAUGUCCUCCGACUUAGGCGGCUUAUACAAAUGGAAAAGGAUGGAAACAAGGAUACAAAGCAGACCCACUACAACAACCUUUACAGCAUGGUGCAUUUCUGUGAGAAUUUAGUGGAGUGCCGUAGGUCUCAGCUUCUGGCUUAUUUUGGUGAAAAUGACUUCAAUCCGAGUUUCUGCAGAGAGCAUCCUGAAGUUAUCUGUGACAACUGCAGCAGAUCAAAACAAUACAAAACCAGGAAUGUAACCGAGGAAGUUAAGCAAAUAGUCAGAUUUGUUCAGGAAAACUGUCGGAGAGGUGGAGGAAAAAGCUUCAGAGCACAGCCGGGUAGCAAGCUAACUCUGAAAAUGUUGGUGGAUAUUUUCUUGGGUACUAAAACAGCUCGAAUUCAGAAUGGCCUGUUUGGCAAAGGAGCUGCAUAUUCUAGACAUAAUGCUGAAAGACUGUUGCGCAAGUUGGUAUUAGAUAAAAUUCUUCAGGAGGACCUGUACUUCACAGUCAAUGACCAGGCUGUGGCUUAUGUGACUUCAGGAGAGAAAGCAAUGGCUGUACUAAAUGGGUUUUCACAGGUAGAAUUUUAUGACACUGAAAGUGUGAGCAGCAUUAGAAAGCAGAAGGCAUCUGUCACUAAAGAGGUUUCCGGAAGGGAAGAAAUGGUCCAGAAAUGCCUUCAAGAGCUCACUGAUCUUUGCAAGAAACUGGGAAAAGUAUUUGGUGUUCAUUACUACAACAUCUUCUCCACUGCAACUAUCAAAAAGAUUGCUGAAACCCUAUCUUCCGAUCCAGAAGUUCUUCUUCAGAUAGAUGGUGUAACUGAAGAUAAGUUGGAAAAGUAUGGAGCUGAGCUUAUUGAUGUCUUGCAGAAGUAUUCUGAAUGGCAACUGCCAGCAGAGGAUCAAUCAACAACACCAGAUGCUUCUAGCACCUGGAUUGAUACCAAUAGAGAAUAUACCAUGACUGACGAUGGAUGUGCAUCAAGUUACUUUAACAAAAAAAAUGAGUACAGAGGAAAACGAAAGGCAGCACCCUAUUUCAGAAAGUCUAAAAAGAGAAAAGGAGGCAGCAGCCAACAGAGUGCAUCAAACAGUGGUUACAGCAGCAGUUACUCAAAGACAUCAUACAGCAAUUCAAAGGCAGGAUUUAAAGCAAGAUCACGUUCCUCACAGGGCUUCAGCUUUUCUUCAGGGGUGUCAGCCACCAAAAAGCCUGGCUUCAUGGCUCCACCCAAACCACAGAAGAACCAGAGAGCAUUUCUAACUCCAUCCUAUUCAUUUGUUUAAACAGCAGAACUAUACAAUAAUAUGUAGAUUCUUAUCCACUGUGCAAUAUCAGAUAAACAUUAAUAAAUAUUAAUGAUAAAUCAUUAAUAUAAAUUUUAUUGUAAAUGUCAUGUAAAGUUGGACUGUAAAUUAGUUGAUUUGAUGUGUAAAUAUUUUUUGUCUUGUGUGCAAACAAAUAUAUGCACCAAUACCAAGUACUUCUGUUUCAGUCAUAUCUUGUUUGUGUGUGUGUGUGUUUUUUUUGUUUUGUUUUUUGAUAAUUGCAAAACUUUUUUUUCUUAGUGUACUAUGGACAGUUAUAUUUAGUGGUAUUUUCUUUUUACAGCUUAUCAUGAGUGAUGGAUGCAGUAUGGUAUUGGAAGCCCUCCAGAAGACACAGACCAGUAAAGCUGCUUUUGGGCACAUGCAUAGAAAACAUUUUAAAGGUGUACUAUCUUAACUGAGGAUGGAUCAUAGAGCUCAAAACAUGUUUGGUUUCCUUAUAAUUUGGCAUAAAACUAACAUAAAACAGGAAAUAGCUUCUUUUUGACAUGAAAGUUGUUUUCAUUUUAAAUGUUGACAUAUUUUGAGUGAUGCAUUGAGAUAUGUUUUACAAUAUUUCAAUGUGGGGAAAA